This is a messenger RNA of Sinocyclocheilus rhinocerous, 584 nucleotides long. RefSeq names its product regulator of microtubule dynamics protein 1-like. The record is from RefSeq and is a predicted model, not a curated record. NCBI's taxonomy places the organism in Eukaryota, Metazoa, Chordata, Actinopteri, Cypriniformes, Cyprinidae. The coding region runs from base 262 to 555 and encodes 97 amino acids. The transcript is spliced from 3 exons.
AUUGUCGUCGUGAGGUUACAUUUCAACAGACUGAAAAUGAUAGCUUUUUAUUACAGGCGAGGACUAUUUUGCGACAAGUGCCAAUCAUUUUACGGCAGUGAGUGUUGCGAGAGCGCCGCCUGCUGGAGGGAACAGCACAGGAAACACACAUUAGCCUUAUUAGCAGCACUGACCUGCUCUACAGCAGAACAGAACUAUAACUAACAUUCAGCUCAAGCGCUUCAUACACACGGAAUAAAGUCUGGUGCUCAGACCGAUCCGAUGGCGUCCGUGAGUUUGUUUGGAGCUUUAAAGCGGUUUGUGAGCAGAAACGUGAAGAUCAGGAGGAUGAAUGAGCGCAUUUGGACCGAUCGAAUCAGAACUGCAAACAGAAAAGCUUCGUUUCUCGUGGCUGUGACUCCACUGUCAUUCCUGAUCUAUGAGAGAGUCGCUCAUUUCUCUUCGGUUCGAGCGCUGGACUCAGCUCAAGAAGUUUUAGAACAAGCAGAUUAUCUGUACAGCUGCGGAGAGACACAGAAACUCCACCAGCUCCUGGUGCGCCACAAAGACAGGUAAAACUAACCCGAGAGAGUGUUUAGACAGGU